AUGCUGCGAUUCUUUUAUAUUUCUACUCUCACUCGCUCCUUUCGUGUCGACGAAGGGGACAGGAAGUUGCCAAGACGCAGACUGUCCGCCAAAGACUUGGCACAAUGUAGGAUGCUCUACUGACGACGACUGCGAUGCUCCCUACGUCACGUGCUACAAACGUGUCUGUAGAUGUGAACCCGGGUAUUUCUAUACCACACACGACACGUGUACUAACACUUGUAACCCAGACGACAUGCAGGACAGCUUCACGGACUAUCCUGACAGCGCUCUACGUGCAAACCUCAUUGGUAGCGAGGAUGGACUCACUGUGGAAGACUGCAAGGACAGGUGUCAGACUAACAAGACUUGCCUCACCUUUGAUUUCAAAGCGAGUGGAGGUCUGUGUCGGCUUCAUGGUGUCACCUCUCGUCAUUCUAACUCCGACUGGUCUCCUAAGCAGAGUGAAGGCUGGACCCACUACCAGAAAUCCUGCAAGUCCACUUUUGCCUCAAACGAUAACUGGCACAACUUACUGUGUAAAAGCAGGAUUGACUGUCCUGACACAAACAGCGAUUGUUUGUCAGGACGAUGUUUAUGCCGUCCAGGCUUCAUGUUCAAUCAAGCAAAGAAGGAGUGUGUUGUUACAAGCGAGCUGAAGAAGUGGCACAACACAAGCUGCACGACUGACGACCACUGCGAUGUGCACCACGCCACAUGCUUCAAGCGCAAGUGUCGGUGUGAACCCGGGUAUUUCUAUACCACACACGACACGUGUACUAACACUUGUAGCCCAGACGACAUGCAGGACAGCUUCACAGACUAUCCUGACAGCGCUCUACGUGAAAACCUCAUUCAUAGCGAGGAUGGACUCACGGUGGAAGACUGCAAGGACAGGUGCCAGACUGACAAGCGUUGCCUCACCUUUGAUUUCAAAGCCAGUGGAGGUCAAUGUCGGCUUCAUAAUGUCACCGCUCAUGAGUCUCCCUCCGACUGGUAUCCUAAGACGAGCAAAGGCUGGACCCACUACCAGAAAUCCUGCAAGUCCACUUUUGCCUCACACGAUAACUGGUACAACUUAUUGUGUAACAACAAAAUUGAUUGUCAUCACCCACACAGCGAUUGUUUGUCAGGACGAUGUCUAUGCCACUCAGGAUUCCACUUUAAUCAAGCACAGAAGAAGUGUGUUGUUGCAAGCGAGCUGAAGAAGUGGCACAACACAAGCUGCACGACAGACGACGACUGCGAUGCGCCCCACGCCGAGUGCUACAAACGUGUCUGUAGGUGUGAACCCGGGUAUUUCUACACCACACACGACACGUGUACUAACACUUGUAGCCCAGACGACAUGCAGGACAGCUUCACAGACUAUCCUGACAGCGCUCUACGUGAAAACCUCAUUGGUAGCGAGGAUGGACUCACUGUGGAAGACUGCAAGGACAGGUGCCAGAUAAACAAGACUUGCCUCACCUUUGACUUCAAAGCCAGUGGAGGUCAGUGUCGGCUUCAUGAUGUCACCGCUCGUCAUUCUAACUCCGACUGGUCUCCUAAGCAGAGUGAAGGCUGGACCCACUACCAGAAAUCCUGCAAGUCCAUUUUUGCCUCAAACGAUAACUGGCACAACUUGCUGUGUAAAAGCAGAAUUGACUGUCCUGACCCACACAGCGAUUGUUUGUCAGGACGAUGUGUAUGCCAUUUUGGUUUCUAUCAAGCAAGGAAGGAGUGUUUUGUUGCACUGACAUGUGUAGACUGGCUGAUCAAAGGCGCGAAGAGUGGUGUCUACACCAUUGACGUAUCAUUUAGGGGACCUCGGUCAAUGUGGUGUGAUAUGGACACUGCGGGCGGCGGCUGGACGGUCAUCCAGAGACGUCGCGACUUCACAGUUGACUUCAACCGGAGCUGGACAGACUAUGUAAACGGGUUUGGUGACCUCUCUGGAGAGUUCUGGCUGGGCCUAGACACGAUUUACAGACUGUCAUUGCGUGGUCUGCGCUUGAGAGUGGACAUGGUGGAUUAUACAGGGGCACAACGCUGGGCGGAGUACAGCUAUUUCCGUGUGUACGGUCCUGAGGAUGACUACAAACUUCGCGUGUCCGGCUACUCGGGUGGUACCGCAGGAGAUGGGUUGACAGCUAGUUCCGGAUACCCGUUUCAAACCUAUGACCGAAACACGUACGGCUGUGUUACAUCUAGUAAGAGCGCCUGGUGGCACCCGCCUGACUGUGCCGGCAGGAGUGACCUCAACAGCCCUUAUGACAUUUACAUGCAUUGGGAUCAGAUCCCCAUGCUAAAGUUCUCGGAGAUGAAGAUGAAGCCACGACGGUACUAACACCACCUUGUCUCCUGUACUCACUGCUUACACCGCCAGUCCACUGUUCACUGUUCACUACAGGUUCCACUGUUGAUGUGAGCUCAGUGUAUAUUAAUCUUUCUCAAUAGUCUAGCAUCUGACACUAGUACAGACUACUGUACUUUAAUUGUUUACUUUGAGUAUAUUGCCUGGCGAUUCUAAUAUACACGUGUUGUAUUACUUCUUUCACAUUUGGGUUUGCUUGGAUAAACUAACAUGUUUACAAACGUAAAAUCUAAGUUUAAUUAAUUAAUUUUGCAUUCAUUGUGUCUAGGUUAUAGUAAACGUGUCAUGAACUAUAUAUUAGCUAUACACCUGAUAGUUCAUAGUAAAC
Pomacea canaliculata is the source of this 2663-nucleotide messenger RNA. Its product is annotated as fibrinogen gamma chain-like. Lineage: Eukaryota; Metazoa; Mollusca; Gastropoda; Architaenioglossa; Ampullariidae. Bases 236 to 2308 code for a protein of 690 amino acids. The transcript is spliced from 14 exons. Gene Ontology annotation, biological process: proteolysis. Gene Ontology annotation, molecular function: protein binding. Gene Ontology annotation, cellular component: extracellular region. The record is from RefSeq and is a predicted model, not a curated record.